Molecule: messenger RNA, 2865 nt
Organism: Pseudoliparis swirei
Lineage: Eukaryota; Metazoa; Chordata; Actinopteri; Perciformes; Liparidae
Gene: adora2aa
Product: adenosine A2a receptor a
Exons: 3
Coding region: 687-1988 (433 amino acids)
Biological process (GO): adenylate cyclase-activating G protein-coupled receptor signaling pathway; G protein-coupled adenosine receptor signaling pathway
Cellular component (GO): membrane
Molecular function (GO): G protein-coupled adenosine receptor activity
Source: RefSeq, a predicted model, not a curated record
CUUCAACACAGACGCACCAAGUAGUUUUAAUGUGUGUCAUCAACCGACUCCUCUGAAUACACAACAGGCUUUUAAGUGAUCCGCCCCCGGAGAGGAAGCACAGGCUCAUAUCAAGCUGAAUAUGGUUUAUGAGGGAGGAGUGAGUGAGAGAGGUUCAUCGGUCUGCAUCAUUCGCUGAAUAAGCUGGGUUAUUUCUUCCAAUGCGAGCAGAGACCUUCACGAUCUUCAUUUUCUGGACUUAACUAGCACGGCCGUUCAUUGACAUCAUUCAUGUUUCUAAUGUGUCUCUCAGUGGGGAAGUGAAGACGGUAUUUAUUUAUAUUUUUAAGGCGAGUUGUUUUUUAUCACCUCUUAUCAUUGCUGGAAAUCCUCUGUCUGCACGGUGGGCAUCCCAAACAAAGAAGCGACUUUUGGUUCCAUUGAUGUGCGCCGUCUGCAUCCUCUCCGCCCCUCGGGGGGUCUGUGGGAAAUCGAGGCUGAGGGAAGAGGACAUCAGAGGCUGCGUGGGGAGUCACGAGACAUGAUGGCUCCAUCCGAAGUUUAACAAACCAGAAGCGUCUCCCCGAACAGGUGUGAAGCACCGACCUUGUCGGCCGAGCUCGGGGUAGCUGCCGGGCCGCAGCGAUGGUCGUUGAGGCGAGGUUCCCUCCCUCCUCAUCAUCAGUGACCUCGCCCUUCAUCUCACCAUGCUGAAAGACCCCGUCGCCACCUCCUGCUACAUCGUGGUGGAGCUGCUGAUUGCCGUGUUCUCCGUGCUGGGCAAUGUGCUGGUCUGCUGGGCCGUGUGCCUCAACAGCAACCUGCAGAGCAUCACCAACUUCUUCGUGGUGUCGCUGGCGGUGGCCGACAUCGCCGUCGGCGUCCUGGCCAUUCCCUUCUCCAUCGUCAUCAGCACCGGCUUCUGCUCCAACUUCUACGGCUGCCUCUUCAUCGCCUGCUUCGUGCUGGUUCUCACUCAGAGCUCCAUCUUCAGCCUGCUGGCCAUCGCCAUCGACCGCUACAUUGCAAUCAAGAUACCGCUGAGGUACAUCGGCUUGGUGACGGAUCAGCGGGCUCAAAGCAUCAUCGCCAUCUGCUGGGUUUUAUCCAUCGUCAUCGGCCUGACCCCCAUGAUGGGCUGGCACGAGCGGUCCACGAGCCCCAACAUCACCUGCCCGGCCGGCCUGAUGAGGUGCCUGUUUGAGGAGGUGGUGGUCAUGGAGUAUAUGGUCUACUUCAACUUCUUUGCCUGUGUGCUCAUCCCCCUGCUGCUGAUGUUGGCCAUCUACCUGUGCAUCUUCAUGGCUGCUCGCCGCCAGCUCAAACUGAUGGAGGUGAAAGCGGUCCAUGGCGAGAAUUCCCGCUCCACGCUGCAGAAGGAGGUCCAAGUCGCCAAGUCUCUGGCCAUCAUCGUCGGGCUGUUUGCCGUCUGCUGGCUGCCGCUACACAUCAUCAACUGCUUCACCCUCUACUGUCCUCAGUGUGAGCGGCCUCCCGCCUGGAUCAUGUACGUGGCCAUUAUCCUGUCCCACGCCAACUCCGUGAUCAACCCCUUCAUCUACGCCUACCGCAUCCGGGAGUUCCGACAAACCUUUCGCAAGAUCAUCUGGCGCCACAUCCUGGGCAAGCAGGAGCUGCUGGGGAGCGGCAGCAGCACUCGCGGCUCCAGCAGGUUUACGACCAACAGCCUGAGCUUUGACCUCUUCACCGAACACAGCGGCAGCUUCCGCUCCUACCGCUGCCUGACUCACAUGUCGCCUGUAGAGGGCGGCGUGGUGGAAGUGUCCCGCCCCCCUCUGUCGGUCAUCAUCUCCCACUGUCCUAGAAUAGGCCCUUGUCCACUCAGACGGACUCAAAUCCCCAGAGGGCAGCAGCAGCAGCAGCAGCAGCUGGACUGCGCUGGACCCGAAGUCCUGGAGGAUAAGGACAAACAGAACCUCGGCUCCGGCCGGGUUUCCUCGGUGUUGAGCAGAAAGAGCUGCUUUAGCGAGCUGGCAAAGGUGUUGUGACUCGUUCACUGAUGGAGAAGGAACACUGUGAGCGGAUAAUGUCACGAAGAUGAUGGAAAUCUCCUCGCCAUGAGAAACACUAUUUAAACACAGGGAUGUGUUAAUUUAAACCAGACUAAAAGUCCAAGAGCACUGCUAGUGACCCAAAGAGGUUGUGUAGCCUCACAUCACCACUCGUGACACCUCGACCGACACUUCUUUAUUUGUUCAGGCACUUCACACUUCACCGAUGGCUUCGCAUUCAACUCAACAAACAAGGUUACGAAAUGCUUACGGAGAGUUAAUGUCUCAUCCAGCUGCCGAGAUGGAAAAGAAGAUGCAGGAUUGACCUCCACUCCCUUGAAUCUACUUGUUUACCAGCAGGUUGAAGUAUGCCUGUAAAUAGCAUCCUGCCAUUUCUGGUAUUUGGCUGAGGACGAAGACUUUUUAACACAUUGUUGGUACAUUUUUUAAUUGUUCAGGGAUGGGAAGUGUGGAUAAACACGCACUCUGAUGGAUUUCAUCCUACAACACAUCACCAUGGGCAGAGGAUUAUGUCUUAUGCAGUCUUGCCCCCUCAUGUGCACCAUAUUAAGAUGCAGUCCACCCUGAGGACCUGCACAGUGUCACCCGUCUGCUUACAGAGGUUCACGCUCAUUUGUAGAAGGUUUUAAAUGUUUCACAUUCGGCUUUUCCCCUCUUCUCACAUUGUGAUCCAGCUGCAUAACAUCGACCAACAGCAACAGUACUUCCCCCGGUGGCAGAUUGGUUCAUCUGAGCGAUGUAAUGUUUCACAUGUGUAAAAGCUCCAGUGAUGCGAUGCUGCCAUGUGACCUUGUGUUUUUUGUUUGCUCGGUGUGUCAAUGUGACUUGUUUAAAUUAUAUUCAUGUUAACGUC